Molecule: messenger RNA, 744 nt
Organism: Polychytrium aggregatum
Lineage: Eukaryota; Fungi; Chytridiomycota; Chytridiomycetes; Polychytriales
Product: thioredoxin-like protein
Exons: 4
Coding region: 109-612 (167 amino acids)
Biological process (GO): protein folding
Cellular component (GO): endoplasmic reticulum
Molecular function (GO): protein disulfide isomerase activity
Source: RefSeq, a predicted model, not a curated record
UUUGGCAGUCGCUUGCGGUUGCCUCCACGUCUUUGCUCUGCAUCGCCUCGUCCUGCCUUCCCCUCACCCCUCGUCCCCGAUCGUGCGAGUUCCCGCAUCCCUGUCACCAUGCGUCUGCUCCUCCCUAUCGCUGUGCUCCUCUCCCUGCUGGCCCUGGUCCUGGCCGCCGAGAAGAACGUCAAGAUGGUCUCCCGCGAGGAGAUGGACCAGCUUGCCAAGGAGGCCGACGACCAGAUCACCUUCCUGACCCCCGAGACCUUUGCCCCUGCCGUUGAGAAGGGCGUCUGGCUUGUCUUUUAUGGCGCACGCUGGUGCAAGUACUGCAAGAGGCUCACUCCCCGCUGGCUCAAGCUCCAGCGCAAAGUCGCCGACGUCAAGCCCGACGACUUUAGUGUCGCCAAGGUUGAUUGCACUGACGAGUCAGAUUUCUGCUCAAAGAACCAUGUUGAGGCUUACCCCACCAUUUACCUGUACAACAAGGGCAAGCUCGUCGAGGAGUACACUGGCGAAGUCGACUCCAAGUCGCUCAUCCGAUACGCGCUCGAUAAGGCAGAGUACUUUGCUGCUAUGGAGAUGUACAGACGAUCCAAGAACCGCCACGAGGAGCUCUGAGCGGCUGCCUAUGGUCCUGGAUCCUGGCUGGGUCUAUGCACACGCGAUCCAUCCGUUGUGCAAUCUCGCUCGCACGACGAUUUGCUCGGCCUUUCACUCGGUCUAUGCGCAAUAUAGUCCCCGUCUCAAGUA